AUGGCCUUCCACCAUGCCACGGGGUUCGUGGUUCAUGGCGGCAACUUUACCAACGCGGACAACGCCUACCUCAUCUUUCCUCAGUGCCAUGCUCAUCAUGAACUCAAUCCCAUGAAGGCAUUGCUCAGCCAUAGUGCUAUCGAAGCUACAGACGAAUCCCCUUCCUUCCACUACCCCCUCGAGCCCGUUCACGCCCCUCGACAAGCCGUCAUCGACAUCUUCAUGGAAUGGGUUGCUGACCAUGGGGGUCUCCCCGUCUUCUGGCUGUCGGGUGCUGCGGGAGGCGGGAAGACCUGGAUCCAACAGAGGGUGGCGCAGCUGCUUCGUCAGGAUGGGCGACUGGCGGCGUCAUUUUUCUUUUCAGCAGAGUCUACCAACGCCAACAAUGGAAGAAAGCUAAUUACGACCAUCGCCUAUCAGCUCGCGUCGUCCAUCCCUGGCUUGAAACGCUAUGUAUGCAAGGCCAUCGACGACGACCCAGGGAUCUUCGAAAAGUCAUUGGAAGUCCAGUUGAGGACGCUGAUCCUCAAUCCUGUCGCCCAGCUUAGGUCUGAAGGCCGACGAGGGCUUUUUCAAAGGAUAUUCGAGCUGCCGUGUCAACGACGACAACGGCGUGCGGGAAAGCUUCUGCUACAACGGAAGAACCUAAUCCUCAUCGAAGCGCUCGACCAAUGUCGUCACGCCCACGAGCAGUCCCAUAUCCUCAAGCUCAUCGACACUGCCAUUAAGGAAGAACGUUUCCCUUUCCGGUUCGUAAUCUCGAGCCGCCCGGAGCGCGUCAUCAGGAACACCCUCGGCGGAGAAGAACUAAAAUCCCAUACGCAUCACGUUUGCUUGGACGACUUCCAGAACGAUAACGACCUGGCCUCUUUCUUUUACCACGCGUUCGCGGAGAUACGGGGUAAACAUCUGUCCUUGCCUCAAAGCUGGCCGCGCGUAAGGGACGUGCAUGCGCUGGUACAUGAAGCAUCGGGGCAAUUUGAGUACGCUGUAAAGGCCAUCAAGCUUAUUGAUGACCCAUACCCCGGCCAUUCCCCUUGUGACAUGCUCAGGCUUGUCCUGGAUUCUACUAGUCCCGAGCCAUUCAUGGGUCUGGAUCUAUUAUUCAACACAAUAUUCUCUGCAGCUCAGGUCGCGGAUAUACCGCUGCUGCGCCGUAUCCUCCAUAUCGUGAUGUGUACGCAAGCGACAUGGUUGAAUGCUAGCCUAUUGGAUAGCUUCCUCGAGUUCCCAUCCGGAACGACGGACAAGGUCCUCUGCGACCUCCACUCCAUCAUCAACAUUCCAUCCCCCGACAACAUAGACCCGUCUCGAACCAUUCGCUUCCACCAUCGCAGUCUUGAAGCCUAUCUCCAAUCACACGAGCGCUCUGGCGAUCUCUUCCAACCGCGCCGGGACACGCAGCGAGACCUUGUUGAACGCUCCGCUCACCACUUGGGGCAAUAUCACCAAGACAAUACGUUGGUCGACGAACAUAUCGUGCGUUUCUCGUCGUCAUUUCUCCAGCAAUACCUGCACCGGCCUGCCAACGCAGGAAGCAUUCCUGCCUUAGAACUCGUCGAUGAUCAUGAAGCCCAGUCACGGUUGCCAUCAGAUGCAACCAGGCUUUAG
Molecule: messenger RNA, 1611 nt
Organism: Coprinopsis cinerea okayama7#130
Lineage: Eukaryota; Fungi; Basidiomycota; Agaricomycetes; Agaricales; Psathyrellaceae
Exons: 2
Coding region: 1-1611 (536 amino acids)
Source: RefSeq, a predicted model, not a curated record